Molecule: messenger RNA, 2441 nt
Organism: Hemibagrus wyckioides
Lineage: Eukaryota; Metazoa; Chordata; Actinopteri; Siluriformes; Bagridae
Product: coiled-coil domain-containing protein 74A
Exons: 8
Coding region: 39-1070 (343 amino acids)
Source: RefSeq, a predicted model, not a curated record
UAAUAAUAAUAGUAAAACAGGUUUCAAAGGUCACGUACAUGCCACUUCCGGUGUUUUUGCCGAGUUUGCCGUUGUCAUGGCAACGUUUGAUUCUUGCCGAAGACCAGAGGAAGCCUUUUAUGCUGAAUUGUCAUUAUGCGUUUGAUAAGCUGUUUAAUGUUUUCAGGUUUUUCGAUCGUGGAGAUGUGCUCCUCGAGGCUUCGAGGAUAAGCUCAUCCAGCAACUUACCCCCUCUGCGAUAUUUGCCCAGCUGGAGCCGGGUUGGGACCCUCGAUCGGGCUCGUAACCCUCCUAUAUUUAUCUGUGAAUGUGAGCAUAAAGCAACACCAUCAUAUAGACACGGCCAUAAGACAACUCAAACCGGUGUAGAGAUGGACACGACCGGGACAAGAGUAGCCUCACUGGAGAAAGACAUCCUGUUUCUUCAGCAGACGCAUAAAACCACACUGGAGAAGCUACACGAGGAGAUCGAACAUCUGAAGCGUGCUAACAAAGAGUUGCAGUAUCAGCUGAUUAUGGGAGCAUAUCUUCCCCCAAAAGAGCCUAGUUCAGGGGGCUUACAGGAAAAGCGUUGCCAGACUGGAGUCAUCAGCUCUAAAGAGAAGCCAGGGACAAGACAUCAUGGUGUAGAACAAAAUACGUCAAUCGUCAUGUCUCUGCUUCCUUUGAGGAUCCAAGAUAGUUCAUCCCAUCCUCCACGUGCUCCAACCCUGCAGGAGUGUGAGGACAAGAUCCGACAACUACAUAAUGCCAACACCUUGCAGUCUCAGGAGCUGUUGCGGGUGAAGGCUGUUCUUAGAGACUUAUUAAACAAAAAGAAACUCUCACCUGAGGUCUACAAACUAAAGAAGACAUAUUUCUCUGACAACACAAGAAGUGAAGAGUUGACGCACAUUCCAAAACUGUCUCCUAUGUUUUUGCCACAAAUACAACAUCAGACCAAGGUGAGUGUGAGAGAGAAGGUUAUUCUGCCUGCCAUCAGAAAGACUCUAAGCAGCAACCUGACAGAGAGGCAGAAACGUGCCCAGGAUGUUCACAAAAUGCGUCUUAGAAGAGCGAUCUUCUCCUAGCUAUAUAACAGCUGUAUGCAACAGUAAAAUAAUGAGUAAAAUGAACUUUUUUGUUUAUGAAUUAUUAUGUUUUAUCUCCCACUUGUCUCUGUAUCAUCUUACAUAAGAUUUCUUAUCUAACUUCAUCUCAUAACAUCAGAAUGUCAGUGCCUUAAAUGCUGUAAUCUGCUUUGAAAUAUUAGAUGAGAACUGCUGAUAUCUUAUUUUGUUGUUUUGAAUGAUGUGUAAUGUAUAAACCAUAAUGGUGUGUUUUAUUUUCUAGGACAAAAUAAUCUGCAUGGCAUGGUGUGAUGUGGUUACUACCCCUUAGCCCAGGAGUGUCCAAUCUUAUCUGCAAAGGGUGGGUGCAGGUUUUCAAUCCAACCAGCAGAAGCCACACCAGAGUCUAUUAAAAGCAAAGAUCAACUGAUUAAACAGGUGAAAUCAGACGUGGCUCCUGCUUGAUUGGAUAAGAUUGGACACCCCUGCCUUAGAAUAUUUUUCUAUAACAGCAUAUCACAAAGUGUUUUAUUUUUCUUAUAGAACAGCAAUUUGGCAACAAUAUUUUUUAAUGAAGUAACAGGCAACACAACAUACUGUGUUGUUUCUAGUUAUGUUUAUUUUGUGGAAGUUCUGUUAUCACUUAUACUAUAGCAGAUUUAAACAGUAGUUCCUUAUCAGUCUAUCAAUCUUUCUUUUACCUAAUAUGACGAAAAAAAGCUUUUCAUGUUAUAGAGAAACUCAGAAACUCCCCUGUCCUGUAGACUGUAACAUGACUGACAUCGUUCUGACCAUUUAAAUGACCAUUUGAAUGUGCUGACUCCUCCCCCCUGUUAAAUAAAUAUCUUCUUACAGAAAACAUCCCAAAUCAAUGCUUAUGGUCUAAGACUGUUGAUUCUUAGCCUUAGAAUAGGUAGCACCUCCACUAUACAAGGCACAUUAAUGAGUAGUAAAUAUAGAAAGGAUAAAACAUUAGAAUGAGGAAUUAAUAUAAACCUGGGACACCAUCUGACCAGUCAAAUUCAAGAAAACAGUAUCACCUCUUUAUAGAAUGUACACCAUAUGUCCAAAAGUAUGUGGAUUCCAGUAUUGAACAUCCCAUUCUAAAACCAUAGGCAUUAAUAUGGAGUUGGGCCCCUUUUUCUUGCCCAUUCAGCCAUUAGAGUGCAAGAGGUUAAGCACUGGUGUCAGACAAGAUAGCCUGGCAUCUAUUUGAUGUUCCAGUUCAUUCUAAAAGUGUUCAUUGAGGUUAAGGGUCAGGUCUUUUCAUCAUAUAGUGUAUUACUGUGUGAAGUGAUUUUUGUCUGCAUAUAUCAACACUCACUACAGGGUUACUCAUGAAAAACAGGUCCUGGACUGUACAUUUCAUAAAAAAUAAACAAACAAACAAAC